UGCGCCAGUCAGUCAGUCCGCCUCACUGACUCGCAGAACCAGUUGGUUUGGCCCGGCUUCUUCUUCUUCUUCUUCUUCUUCUUCUUUCCAGCCUGCUCACUCUGUGUGUGUCUGCUGCUGCUGCUGCUGUUGUUGUUGCUGCUUGGUGUCAACCUACGCCGACGAGAGAAGAAGACAUAUCCCUCCCUCUCCUCUGUUUGGAGGGCCGCUUCCAAUUUGCCUUCACUUUCCUCCUCUGCCGGCACCAUUGGCUUCCGCGCCGUGCCAGUCAACUCGCCUCCCCCUUUUCUCAGCUCGCACCGAGUUGAGCAGCAGCAACAGCUCGGAAACAUCUGGCCGCCGCAGUAGUGCUACACUCCCCGCACGUCCCCCCUCUCCGCCUGCUCGCCUCAGUCAGCAGCCCUGUUAUGGAAAUUAGUCCAAAGAAGUCGAUCUAGUUUUUUUUUGUCUCGGGACGGAAGAAGAAGAAGAAGAUUUUGACGGAGGAAGCGGGGAAGACGUUGGACCGUGUUGUCUUGUUAUGAGGACAGCAGGAUGGAGUUCCCAGACCACAGUAGACAUUUACUCCAGUGUCUGAGCGAGCAGCGGCACCAGGGCUUCCUGUGUGACUCCACAGUGCUGGUGGGAGAUUCCCAGUUCCGGGCCCAUCGGGCUGUUUUGGCCUCCUGCAGCAUGUACUUUCACCUCUUCUACAAGGACCAGCUGGACAAGAGAGACGUGGUGCACCUCAACAGCGACAUUGUCACAGCCCCGGCCUUUUCCCUGCUCCUGGAGUUCAUGUAUGAGGGCAAGCUACAGUUCCAGGACCUUCCUGUAGAGGAUGUGCUGGCAGCGGCCAGCUAUCUGCACAUGUAUGACAUUGUCAAGGUGUGUAAGAAGCGUUUGAAGCAGAAGGCCACAGCAGAAGCAGACAGCACGCGCAGAGAGGAUGACGGAGGGUCCAGCUGCUCAGAUAAAGCCGACAGUCUAUCAGAUGAUUCUCCGGGCCGGCCUGCCACAGCCGACCUUCUGCACAGCGACGAAGAUGAGGAGGUGAAAACUGAGGGAGGACCGCUGUGGCUGAGGCUGCCGUCUGCAGAGAGACCAGGAACACCAGCCACGGCUACCACCAGCCCAGGGCACGCUGAGGCGGAGAUGCAGAGUGGGGAAAGACUGGGGGAAGGAGGGAAACUGCUCUCCCCUGCCGGCAGUCCAACCAGCUCCACAGGAACCCUCUCACAAAGAUCCCACCGUUCCGUGAGUUCUCGUGGAGGGCAAAGGGGCAGGAGGGUGUCAAAUGAUGCGGCUGACUGUGUCCUGGAUCUGUCAGUCAAGCCGAUUGCUGGUAGCAAUCACAGUAACCAUCACCAGUCCUAUUUCAGCGGGGCAGCUACACCAGACAGCCUCCAAAGCCCAAUGGCUGUUAGAGUGAAGGUGGAGAGGGGUGUGGCUUCAGAUGAGGAAGAGGAACUGGGAGCUGGGGACUAUGACAUGGAGCACAGUGGCAUCACCAAGGCUACGAUUCCGAGCACCAACGGCCUGACCCACCACGGGGUCGGAGGGCCUCUGUCAGCUCAGAGGAGGCUUGGCCUGGAGGCGCACCUGUCCGCUCUGCGAGAGGCUUCUUUGGCCUCAGAGCUGGAGCGGGAGGAGAAGCCUUCGGCCACAGCAGAGGACGAUGACAUACUCGGUGGAGAAAACGAGCGUGCGCAGGCCGAGGCGGCCAGCAUGGAUACUUCCCUGCUGCCCUAUGUCUCCAACAUGCUGUCAGCUCAACACACCCAGAUCUUCAUGUGCCCGCUGUGUAACAAGGUUUUCCCCUCCCCACACAUCCUCCAGCUCCACCUCAGCUCCCACUUCAGGGAGCAGGAGGGCAUCCGCUCCAAGCCUGCCGGAGACGUCAAUGUGCCCACAUGCACCAUCUGCAGCAAGACCUUCUCCUGCAUGUACACGCUGAAGCGCCACGAGCGGACACACUCUGGUGAGAAACCCUACACCUGCACCACCUGUGGCAAGAGCUUCCAAUACUCACACAACCUCAGUCGCCACGCAGUGGUGCACACUCGUGAGAAGCCACAUGCUUGCAAGUGGUGCGAACGGCGCUUCACGCAGUCUGGGGACCUUUAUCGACAUAUUCGCAAAUUCCACUGCGAACUGGUCAACUCGCUGUCAGUGAAAAGUGAACCGCUGGCACUGCCCAAUGUCAGGGAUUGGGCAAUCGAGGACAGCUCCCAGGAACUGUGGAAGUAGAAUCAGACUGCGGGAUUUGAUAAAGGGAAAGAGAGCAAGAGAGAAAGAAGGGCAGAGAGGUAUGGGGAGGUAAAAGGGAGGUGGCAAAAUAAUAUUUUGGUUCAAGUCAUGUUCUUGUGUGUCGCAAAAUCUCAUUCAAUUGCACUUUAAUAGCACAUGAAAAUGUUACUACUGAGUUUUUUGUUGUUGCUGUUGGGGUAAUUUUAUUUCUAUUUUUUUCUGAACUCUAAUUUUUAUUUGACAUAAGUUCUUUUUGGUGUAUUUAAUUGCGUCUGAGGACAUGGGAGCAUGGUCUCGCCUUUUUGAAGAGUUUUCACUCUGUAUUUCAUCUCAGACACAACACUCCGAUGCCGGCCAGCAUAUCAGUCCUAGUUCCACAGACAGCAAACACCACUGCAGGAGUUCAGGUCAAACACACUGAAGUGAAAAAGCAUUACAAUACACUAAACGGGUACUGUGAUCAUCGCGAGUCAAUACCACCACACACACACAACUUAAAAACGUGUGUGCGUGGUGACGCUGCACUACUCUGGCAAAUACUUCACCUGACGUGCGUGAGUGUGUGUGAGUGUGUUUUUUUUUUGUGUAUUAAUUUUAUUUUUUACUGGCAUGGAGGUGUCGUUGGCGAAGCGCUCCCUGCUUCUUGUUAAGCUCUUUGCUGUUGUGUGUUCAGGGGAAAGCUGACUGACAGACAAACUGAUGGCACUCAUGCAAUGCACAGCCUCCUUUUUUCACUUCCUAUCAAUCCGAAGUAUUUUCUACAAAUGAAAAGACCUUUACAAAUUAUUAUAAUAUUAUUAUUAUUGUUAUUAAUAGAUUUUUUUCUUAAAUGUAGCUGGCAGUCUUUAAAACAUCUCUUGUUGAAAAGGUAUUUAAUUUAAAGUUGUUGUAUAUUGUUCUGCUAUAGUUUUAGAACUUUAAUCCGUUACAGUUUUUUUUUUUUUUUUUCAAUUAAUGAUUAUUAUUAUUAUUAUGAUUUUUUGUUACUUUUUUUUGUAAUGGGACCUGCUAUUGUUGCAUGAAGUCCAAACCUGUAUAUUUUAAAAUAGAAAUGUGAAUUUGCUGUAUUACUGUACACAUUGUAAUUGAUCAAAUAUUUGACAAUGGGCUUUCUUUUUCUUUUUUUGUGAAUACUACUCCAGGGUGCGGUCUGUUGAAAACUGAAUUUUAUUCCCAAGACUAUGGGAAAAAUGCAUGAAAAUUUGAUUUUGUCUUAAACUGUUUAAGUUGUGGUUUUUGCAUCAGGGGGGAAAUGUUUGAACAGAACACUUUUGACAGUGAAAGUUUCUUUUCUAUUGUCGUAGGUCUGUCGCUGAGCUCCUAGAAGAAUGUUACCGAAUGUGUUUCUGUCGGAUGUUGAAGCGAUAAGAUGAAGCAUUUUUAAACCUGUGUCUUAUGCACUGAUGUCUCUGCUGUGUAUGUUUGUGUAGUGUGUGUUUGCGUGUGUGUUUAUGAGCGUGUGGUUUGGUUAUUACCGGUCAAUUUAACCUACUGAAGAUCAAUGUCCAUCCAGCACUUCCUCCUGCUCCUCCCUAAGGCGUUGCAUUUCUCCACUGCUGAAUGUUUGUCCUCCUCCUCUCAUGUCUCCGUCCUCUCCAGCUCUAGAUGUGGUCGAGCCAUUUAUAAAAAAAGAAAUUGGCAUGACUUAUUUCAGGUUUGUUGGGCGCAGUUUCAUGGCUCUGACUCUGCAACAGAGUGGAGAAUAAUGAAGAAGAGAGAAAAAAAGGAGAGAGGCUGGAACUUAGCUGUCCUGCUGAAAGUUGAAGGGCCAGAAAUCUUUGUCACACAUGUUAAGCCAAGCUGUGCUGUGCUUAGUUGAGCUGAGUGAAGGCCAUUCUGGAAAAAAAACAACAACCUUACUCUGCACAGUGCAUUUCACAUUAGGAGUGAAUCUGAUAACAUGCUUGUGUGUGUGUGUUUUCCAACAACCCUUCGAUGAGUUAGAUGGAAGAGAAUUGGCAUGCCUGAAUGCACCUUUUUAAGCUAAAAGACAUGAAAUCAGAUUUUUUUUUUGCUGAAAAGAUGCCUUUAUUAAUAUAACAUUUCUGACGCUGUGGAAGUAUUUGAUACUGUAGAGCAUCUGGAAAUAGCUGUUUAAAAUCAUGUAUAAAUUCAUACAUUUUAUUGGAUUUAUCUGAAAAUGAUGUCUUAUUAUAUUUUGAUUAUGUGAUUUGAAGAAAUUUAUUUGACCUUUUUUGUAUGUGAAUGUACAAUUCAACAGUUCAAUUAUCUUUCAGAUCUCCGUAUCUCAAACUUCUUGUCACAAUUUCAAAUAAUGGUUAAGCGUUAAAACAAUCCAAAAACAUUAGACACGGAGAUAAAAGUGAACGCUCCACAUUUCCCCUCACUGAGAUGUGUGUGUUUGUACAUGUGCACGCCCCCGUUGAUGUGCAUGUGGUGGGUGGGGUGGUUGUAUGUGCCGUUCUGUCAUCUGGUGGCAACCACACGCUCUGCCAAUCCAACAGUGCGCGGCAGUUUGCACCGCAUCUACUCAUUUUAAAAUCUUUUUCCUCCGCAAUUUCUUUUUUCUUAUACUGGCAGCAUCACUGCAUAUGGACUCACUCAAUCCUGCUGUUGUUUUCAUCAUUACUGCUCUACUGCUGUUAUUUUCUUCCUCUGGUUCUUCUUGACCGCCUUAAACUGCUGUAGUCCGGGAUGUUUUUUUAUUUUAUUUUUGAAGUGUGAGUGUGGGGUGGAGUUAUGGGAGCAAGAUGCUGUGAAGUAGCCACCCUUAUGAAAACAUCUCCAUUUUUUUGCUGUGCUUACUUGAAAACAAAAAGGGGGGGGAGGGGGCUUUUUUAGAAAAAAAGCAAGGUAUAAGUUAAAACGUUCAAAUUUCCUAAACAAUUUAUGGAAAGGUGGAAGAGGUGGAGGGUGAAAGGGGGCUUGAAAUGACUGAGUCUGUUUGGAAAAAGGACAAUCACUGUCAAGGAGGAAAAAAAACGAGCAGAUUUCAAUUUAAAUCUAUUUGCUCCCCGUUGAGAUUAAAAAUUUCCUUUGCUUUUAUUUGAUGUUCCUUUUUCAGAUUUAGUUAUUUUUAGCUUUGACAAUCAUAGUUGGGUUGAUUUUUUUUAACUCGAGGGGAGCAAAUUCUAAUUGUGUUUAGUUUUGUAAUUUUUUGGUGUGCUGUUGACAUUUUUAAAUUGUGUGCAAACUGCAAUAAAUUAUAAGAAUCUUGAAAUUCA
Messenger RNA from Labrus bergylta (ballan wrasse), 5414 nucleotides. RefSeq names its product zinc finger and BTB domain containing 18 (gene zbtb18). The record is from RefSeq and is a predicted model, not a curated record. Lineage: Eukaryota; Metazoa; Chordata; Actinopteri; Labriformes; Labridae. Gene Ontology annotation, molecular function: DNA-binding transcription factor activity, RNA polymerase II-specific; protein binding. Gene Ontology annotation, biological process: regulation of transcription by RNA polymerase II. Gene Ontology annotation, cellular component: nucleus.